AUGGCGGAUAAGUUAACCAGAAUUGCCAUUGUCAACGCCGACAAGAAAUGUCGACAAGAAUGCAAGAAGUCCUGCCCUGUGGUUCGAACGGGCAAACUCUGCAUCGAAGUCACUCCCGAAUCCAAAAUCGCUUAUAUCUCGGAACGUUUGUGCAUCGGUUGUGGUAUAUGCCCGAAAAAAUGCCCUUUUGGCGCCAUCCAUAUCAUCAACCUGCCGACAAACCUUGAGACGCAAGUCACCCAUCGAUACUCGGCGAACAGUUUCAAGUUGCACAGACUACCUAUGCCGCGUCCUGGACAGGUCCUGGGUUUGGUCGGGACCAAUGGUAUUGGCAAGAGUACUGCCCUGAAGAUUCUCAGUGGCAAGUUGAAACCGAACCUGGGAAGAUAUGACAACCCACCGGACUGGGAGGAGAUUUUGAAAUACUUCCGUGGCUCGGAAUUGCAGAACUACUUCACGAAGGUGCUUGAAGAUGACCUCAAAGCCAUUGUCAAGCCACAGUAUGUAGACCAACUCCCGCGAGCGAUCAAAGGCCCCGUCAAAACAGUUCUGCCUCUCAUUCAAGCGAAAUCUGAUAUGGGCAACUUGGACCAUGUUAUGGAUGUUCUCGAGUUGGGAGCGGUCGCAGAGCGAGAGAUCGGCCUUCUAUCUGGCGGAGAGCUGCAGCGAUUCGCCAUCGCGCUGGUCUGCGUGCAAAGAGCUGAUGUUUACAUGUUUGAUGAGCCGAGUUCGUACCUCGAUGUCAAACAACGUCUGAGUGCGGCCAAAACUAUUCGAGAACUUCUUCGGCCUGACGACUAUGUCAUUGUCGUAGAGCACGAUCUGUCAGUUUUGGAUUACCUCUCUGACUUCAUCUGUGUUCUUUACGGCAGACCUGCUGUCUACGGUGUCGUCACCCUCCCUGCGUCGGUUCGAGAAGGCAUUAACAUCUUCCUCGAUGGCAAUAUCCCAACGGAGAACCUGCGUUUCCGUGAGGAAAGCCUGACCUUCCGGCUUUCCGAAGGGGUGGAGGAGUACAUGAUUGACAAAAACCGUGGCUUUCAUUACCCCGCCAUGGAGAAGACGCUUGGAUCCUUCCACUUGAAAAUCGACAAAGGAACAUUCACCGAUUCCGAGAUCAUUGUCAUGAUGGGAGAGAAUGGAACGGGCAAGACGACGUUCUGUAAGAUGCUCGCCGGCGUUGAGAAGCCCGACGGUCUUCAGAAGGUCCCCCCGAUGAACAUAUCGAUGAAGCCCCAAAAAAUCACGCCGAGAUUCACAGGAACAGUCCGACAACUCUUCUUCAAACGAAUCAAGGCCUCGUUUCUCAGCCCUCAAUUCCAGAGUGACGUUGUCAAGCCUCUCAAACUCGACGACUUCAUCGAUCAAGAAGUCCAAAACCUCUCCGGAGGUGAACUGCAACGUGUUGCUAUCGUCCUGGCCCUAGGCCUUCCUGCCGACAUAUAUCUUAUAGACGAACCGUCGGCAUACCUCGACUCCGAACAACGUAUCAUCGCUGCCCGUGUCAUCAAGCGAUUCAUCAUGCACAGCAAGAAGACUGCAUUCAUUGUCGAGCACGAUUUCAUCAUGGCCACUUAUUUGGCCGACCGGGUUAUUGUCUUUGAUGGCAAGCCUUCGGUGGACGCUCGUGCAAACUCACCGGAAAGUUUGUUGACUGGAUGCAAUAAGUUUCUCAAGAACUUGGAUGUUACGUUCCGUCGGGACCCGAACUCCUACCGCCCUCGGAUCAACAAGUAUCAAUCCCAGAUGGAUCAAGAGCAGAAGCUCGCUGGGAACUACUUCUUCCUCGAAGAAAGUUGA
Molecule: messenger RNA, 1800 nt
Organism: Capronia epimyces CBS 606.96
Lineage: Eukaryota; Fungi; Ascomycota; Eurotiomycetes; Chaetothyriales; Herpotrichiellaceae
Product: translation initiation factor RLI1
Exons: 6
Coding region: 1-1800 (599 amino acids)
Biological process (GO): ribosomal subunit export from nucleus; translational termination; translational initiation
Molecular function (GO): ATP hydrolysis activity; ribosomal small subunit binding; ATP binding
Source: RefSeq, a predicted model, not a curated record